AUGUCGGGCAACAGAAACUACGACUUCUUAAUUAAACUCCUUCUAAUCGGCGAUUCUGGCGUCGGUAAAUCUUGCUGUCUGCUGCGAUUCAGCGAAGAUUCGUUCACGCCGUCCUUCAUCACGACCAUCGGUAUCGAUUUCAAGAUCCGCACGAUCGAGCUAGAUGGCAAGCGCGUCAAGUUGCAGAUUUGGGAUACAGCUGGCCAGGAGCGGUUCCGCACCAUCACGACGGCCUAUUACCGCGGCGCGAUGGGCAUCCUCCUGGUUUACGACGUUACAGAUCAAAGAUCUUUCGAGAACAUCCGGACAUGGUUUGCCAACGUAGAACAGCACGCCACCGAAGGCGUCAACAAGAUCCUCAUCGGCAACAAGUGUGACUGGGAAGAGAAGCGCGUCAUCUCUACGGAACAGGGCGAGGCGUUGGCUAAGGAGCUGGGCAUUCCCUUCCUCGAGGUCUCCGCCAAGAGCAAUAUCAACAUCGACGAGGCCUUCUACAGCCUAGCCGCUGACAUCAAGAAGCGCAUCAUAGUCACCUCUAAGGCGGACGCCCCGUCGUCAGGCGGCGUCAAUGUCGCCCAGGGAGAGGGUAACGGUGGACUAGGGAAAUGCUGCUAA
Annulohypoxylon truncatum is the source of this 615-nucleotide messenger RNA. Its product is annotated as ras-domain-containing protein. Gene Ontology annotation, cellular component: endosome; plasma membrane. Gene Ontology annotation, molecular function: GTPase activity; GTP binding. The transcript is spliced from 3 exons. Gene Ontology annotation, biological process: regulation of exocytosis; protein secretion; protein localization to plasma membrane. The record is from RefSeq and is a predicted model, not a curated record. NCBI's taxonomy places the organism in Eukaryota, Fungi, Ascomycota, Sordariomycetes, Xylariales, Hypoxylaceae. The coding region runs from base 1 to 615 and encodes 204 amino acids.